GGCCCCGGCGCAGCGGAGGACGCAGAAGUCAAUGCCGAGAACUGGCUGCGACUCUACGGCUACCUGCCUCAGCCCAGCCGCCACAUGUCCACCAUGCGCUCGGCCCAGAUCCUGGCCUCAGCCCUCUCCGAAAUGCAGCGCUUCUACGGGAUCCCGGUCACCGGCGUGCUUGACGAGGAGACCAAGACGUGGAUGAAGCGGCCCCGCUGUGGCGUGCCGGAUCAGUUCGGGGUGCAUGUGAAAGCCAAUCUGCGGCGGCGGAAGCGCUAUGCCCUCACGGGCAGGAAGUGGAACAACCCCCACCUGACCUUCAGCAUCCAGAACUACACGGAGAAGCUGGGCUGGUUCCACUCGCUGGAGGCGGUGCGCAGGGCCUUCCGCGUGUGGGAGCAGGCCACGCCCCUGGUCUUCCAGGAGGUCCCCUACCAGGACAUCAGGCUGCGGAGACAGAAGGAGGCCGACAUCAUGGUCCUCUUUGCCUCCGGCUUCCAUGGCGACAGCUCACCCUUCGAUGGCACAGGCGGCUUUCUGGCCCACGCCUACUUCCCGGGCCCUGGCCUGGGCGGGGACACCCAUUUCGACGCAGAUGAGCCCUGGACCUUCUCCAGCACAGACAUGCAUGGGAACAGUCUCUUCCUGGUGGCAGUGCACGAGCUGGGCCACGCGCUGGGGCUGGAGCACUCCAGCAACCCCAGCGCCAUCAUGGCGCCGUUCUACCAGUGGAUGGACAUCGACAACUUCCAGCUGCCCGAGGACGACCUCCGGGGCAUCCAGCAGCUGUACGGUGAGCGAGCGGCAGGGACACGCUGGUGGCCUCUGCACGCCUACCCUCAGCCCAGCCCCACCAGGCACAGAGGCCCCCCAGCCCAGCCCCGAGCCACGGAGCGGCCUGACCAGUAUGGCCCCAACAUCUGCGACGGGGACUUUGACACGGUGGCCAUGCUGCGUGGGGAGAUGUUCGUGUUCAAGGGCCGCUGGUUCUGGCGGGUCCGGCACAACCGCGUCCUGGACAACUAUCCGAUGCCCAUUGGGCACUUCUGGCGAGGUCUGCCCAGCGACAUCAGUGCUGCCUACGAGCGCCAGGACGGCCGUUUUGUCUUCUUCAAAGGCGACCGCUACUGGCUCUUCCGAGAAGCGAACCUGGAGCCCGGCUACCCACAGCCGCUGACCAGCUACGGCCUGGGCAUCCCCUACGACCGCAUCGACACGGCCAUCUGGUGGGAGCCCACGGGGCACACCUUCUUCUUCCAGGAGGACAGGUACUGGCGCUUCAAUGAGGAGACGCAGCGGGGAGACCCCGGCUACCCCAAGCCCAUCAGUGUCUGGCAGGGGAUCCCCGUCUCCCCCAGAGGAGCCUUCCUGAGCAACGAUGCAGCCUACACCUACUUCUACAAGGGCACCCGAUACUGGAAGUUCGACAACGACCGCCUGCGGAUGGAGCCCGGCUACCCCAAGUCCAUCCUGCGGGACUUCAUGGGCUGCGAAGAGCCGGGACCCCGAUGGCCCGAUGUGGCCCGCCCGCCCUUCAACCCCGACCCCGAGGUGGUGGUGCAGAUGGAGGAGGUGACGCGGACGGUGAACAUGGUGAUGGUGCUGGUGCCCCCGCUGCUGCUGCUGCUGUGCAUCCUGGGCCUCACGUACGCCCUGGUGCAGAUGCAGCGCAAGGGCGCGCCGCGCAUGCUCCUGUACUGCAAGCGCUCCCUGCAGGAGUGGGUCUGAGCCGCCUCCCGCUCCCCACGGUGCUAGGGCCAGGCUGGUUCUGAGACUGCCCCUGGGGCACCCGGCGAGAGCCUCUGGUGGCUCCCUCGGCCCCUGGGUGGGGCCCCCCAGGCCCUCCAACAUCCCUGCCAGCCCUGCCCCCAUGGUUAAUUUAUGCCCAGGGUUUUUUUGUUUGGUUUUUGCACACUAACUGAGCAUUGGUUUCUACUUUGCUGGCCUGGGCCAGUCCCUCAGGGCAGGGGGUAGAGCUUUCUAAAUGGAGUUUAGCUCCAGACCUGGAAUUAGGCCCCACCCACCUUUGGCGAGGCCACAGCGCCAGCAGAGGGGAGGGUCCGAAGGCGCAGGUGGGAGCCUGGCUGAGCUGGGGAGGUUCUGCCCGCAGCCUGAGCCCCAGGGCCUGACCAGGAGCUCCCCUGGCCUCCACCCACCUACGUCUUUCUCUGCCUUAGGAACAGCUAAGUGGGUGUAGGCUGCCAGGGCCACCCCAGGUCAGGGGGACUGGAGGGAGAGGUGACCUGGCUGUGAGUCCAUGUUGAGUUUGGUUCCUUCCCAACCAACCCCAGCAGCCCGAGCUCCUUGUGCCUAAGAACCCUGCCUGCCCCUGGCCAGGGAGGGGCCGGCAGCCCCCAGCUCCCAUGUACCCCUUGAGCCCACACCCCUUUAUCUGUCUAGAGAAGCGGUUCUGGGCCCGCCUUACCAAGGACCAAAGGGCAUCUGCCAAGGCCCCUCCAGCCAGGAGCCUCGCCGCCCUGGCUGGGCCUCCAGCCCCCAGUCUACCUUCUCUUCUCUGAGCUAUAGGACCCACCUGGGCCCCUUCCCUGGGCCUAAUCCCAUCCUCUCUCGCCCACACCUCCAUCCUCAGGGGUCUCGGAACCCCACCAGCCUCAGGCUCCAGCUACCAGUUCACCAGCUCUCCUGGGAGAGAGGGGGCUAAUGGGUGCCCAGGCUGGGAUGCUGGAGUCGCAGAGCAUGCCCACCUGUGUGGGUGCCCACAGCCCUGCAUGCACCAGGCUUGGAGGGGGUUGCUCCCCUGCAGCUCCCUGUCCCCCCGGGCCCUGGUGGGAGAGGCCAGCAGGAGCCACUGGGGCCUGGAGGCUGCCGGGCUCAGCCCUGAGGGCGAGCUGCUCCCUUCUUUUCCUUCCCAAACCGAGCAGAGGCGAGGCUGCUGUGGGAAAUGGUACUGUAUAGCCGGCUCUGCCCCCCAGAACCCCGAGGCCCCGAGGGAGGGACUUCUCAUGGGCUGGCCCCCAAAUGCGGGUCCAGCAGCUUCCGCCCCCUCCAUCCUGAGAACGGAGAGCCAGCCAAGCGGGGACGGGGUCCGUGUCCACCCCCAUAUGUGUCUUUCUGUAAAUAACCUGCACUGAUUAAACCGUAUGGCUCGGC
Myotis brandtii (Brandt's bat) is the source of this 3102-nucleotide messenger RNA. It is a transcript of the gene MMP15, whose product is annotated as matrix metallopeptidase 15 (membrane-inserted). The annotation marks the transcript as partial. Gene Ontology annotation, biological process: extracellular matrix organization; collagen catabolic process; proteolysis. Gene Ontology annotation, molecular function: zinc ion binding; metalloendopeptidase activity. The record is from RefSeq and is a predicted model, not a curated record. The transcript has 11 exons. Gene Ontology annotation, cellular component: extracellular matrix. Lineage: Eukaryota; Metazoa; Chordata; Mammalia; Chiroptera; Vespertilionidae.